AUGAGAUCGUCGCUCACACUCGUCUUCUUAGUGGCCAUUGGUUACGCCACCGCCUACCAAAUACCACAUGAAAGUCCGAAUGAUUACGGUGGUGAUUGCUACGGUAGUGAUUGUGGUGGCGGUUAUGGAGAUGGUGGGUAUGGUGGUGGCGGAUAUGGUGGUGGUGGUGGUGGCGGCUAUGAGGGUGGCGGAAAUGGCGGUGGCGGUGGUGGUGGUGGUGGCUAUGAGGGUGGCGGAUAUGGUGGUGGUGGCGGUGGUGGUGGCUAUGAGGGUGGCGGCGGCUAUGGUGGUGGUUGCAAUGGUGACGAUUGUGGUGGUUACGGUGGUGGUGGUGGUGGUGGCGGCGGUGGCGGUGGCGGCUAUGGUGGUGGUUGCAAUGGUGGAGGCUGUGGAUAUGGCUUCGAUGAAGCUUUCCCUGCUCCCUAUGGUGGUGAUCAAGGCUACGGUGGCAACGGCCAUGGAAAGGGUGGUGGUAAAGACAGUGGCCAUGGAAAGGGUCAUGGCAGUGGCAAGGGUGGUAGCAAAGGUGGCAAAGGUGGCAAACCCAAUACUUACAAACCCAAUGCUUACAAACCCAAUGCUUACAAACCCAAUACUUACAAACCCAAUGCUUACAAACCAAACGCUUAUGCAAGCACUUACUGA
Messenger RNA from Schistosoma intercalatum, 645 nucleotides. The record is from the annotation of a GenBank genome assembly. Lineage: Eukaryota; Metazoa; Platyhelminthes; Trematoda; Strigeidida; Schistosomatidae.